This is a messenger RNA of Pestalotiopsis fici W106-1, 708 nucleotides long. RefSeq lists its product as uncharacterized. The transcript has a single exon. Lineage: Eukaryota; Fungi; Ascomycota; Sordariomycetes; Amphisphaeriales; Sporocadaceae. The record is from RefSeq and is a predicted model, not a curated record. Bases 1 to 708 code for a protein of 235 amino acids.
AUGUACUCUUCGGCCAUUCUAGCCCCGCUGGUAUUAUACUUGGCUGGCACAGCUCUAGCCACGCCAACACCAGUCAUCCCGGACAAGCGCACCGCAUGUGCCGUGUCUGUCGACGAGACUGUCGACGCAUUGGGCAACCUCGCCGUCCACUACAGCGACAACAAGAUCAGCCUCGGCGAUCAAGACCCGACCGACUUGUUCAAGCAAGUCGGAACAAAGUGUGCAGAUGCAGGCAGCUGCGAUCCAAAUGCAUGGACCGGGAAGGGCCAGGAACCAGGCAGUCCAGAGGGUCUUGAGGAUGUUGACAUCUCCAUGGUCGCCCACGGCCUCUACCCCGUCUGGAUCCACAACGGGCUCUAUGAUGCGCUCAUGACGGCCCUGUCAAAGGCGGUGAAAAAGGAGACCAAGACGUACACGCCUAGUACGACUUGCACGUCCUCCAUUGGCUGCUUUGGCUCUUCGGACAAGUCCAUUGACGUCUACACUAUCCCUGACUGGAUCGCCGUGUACUGGUAUGAUCCAGAUGACUGCAACGCCGACCCGGCGUUCAUGGGCGUCCAGACCUCGGUCAAGGUCGAGGGAAGCUCUGGGUUCUGCAGUACCUUUAGCACGCUUGGAGGUGCGCUCGCAAGCUCAAUAGGAGCUCCCGGCGGCGCUGGCGUGGUCUUUUCCCUGCUAGGACUUUCGUGCUCCCUCGCCGGCCAAUAG